AUGGAAUUUAUCAACGCUAAAUAUUCUGGAGAUGAAAAGAAUGGUCGGAUGGAGGGGGAGAAAUGUCGAUUUUCUUACGUGAUGGAAGGAAUGCGCUAUGAAGGUGAGAUGAAGGAUGGUCAAUUUCAUGGAAAAGGAACCUUGUAUUAUAGCUCGGGAGCAAAGCUUGAAGGUCAAUGGGAGGAGGGAAGACUCGUUGAAAAAACAUACAUUUAUAAAGAUGGAUUAAAGUUUAAUGAAGACAUCAAGAACUGGAGUUAUUGUCAGUUGGGACACAAUGAUGAAGAACAAGAUAGAAGGUUCUAUCAUGAAGUGUUGCAAGCAGCCAAUUUUGAACAUCAAUCCAUUCUUCCAAAAUCUGAACAUCAAUGCAUUUCUCAGGACGGUAUUCAGCCAGCAUUGCCUUCACGCAGAUAG
Molecule: messenger RNA, 417 nt
Organism: Naegleria lovaniensis
Lineage: Eukaryota; Heterolobosea; Eutetramitea; Acrasida; Naegleriidae
Exons: 1
Coding region: 1-417 (138 amino acids)
Source: RefSeq, a predicted model, not a curated record